Molecule: messenger RNA, 837 nt
Organism: Lodderomyces margitis
Lineage: Eukaryota; Fungi; Ascomycota; Pichiomycetes; Serinales; Debaryomycetaceae
Product: U2-type spliceosomal complex subunit
Exons: 1
Coding region: 1-837 (278 amino acids)
Biological process (GO): mRNA splicing, via spliceosome
Cellular component (GO): spliceosomal complex
Source: RefSeq, a predicted model, not a curated record
AUGACAACAAACCACAGACCAACGUUAGAAAGCAAAAAGGGUAAAAAUAUCACUAUUCGAGACUCAAUAGUACAUGCGCGGUCUUUGCCUCAACUGCAGAAUCUUAAAUUAAGAUCAGAUAUACCAGCCCAUACUUUUGAUAGUGCUGUAACGGAGUUGAAAAACGGUAAUAGGAGAAGCGAUAGUAGCGGGCAAGACCAUAAUAUAGCUGCAUCAUUGCAAGCAAACAACGCUCAAGACGAUGCUACAGAGGGUGAAAGUAGUGAGGAUGAUGACAAUGACGAAGCAACUCCAAGCCUCAAAACCCUGGCUAACAAAGACCCACAUAAUAAACGCACAAAUCAAACUAUUAAGAGAAUACGAGAGGGUAAUGGUGAACAGAUCGAGCAUUGCAAAUUAAUCGACAAAGAGGACACCGAGGUCAAGACUUCUGUUGAGUUAUUAGAAGAAGGAAGUGAUGCCGAACCCAAGUUAAAAAAAUCACGAGUGAAAGUUGAAGCAGCAAUAGGUGGCAAACUCAAUAAUAAAUCAAGCAGUGGGGAUGAGGAAGAUGACGAGGAUGAGGAUGAAGACGAAGGUGAAACAGCUGCUUUGAUUGCUGAAAUAAACAGGAUCAAACAAGACAAGACAAAUACACCUAGUAUAGACUCUCCUUUUACAAGCCAAUUACCAAAUUCAAAUCAGAUGCAUAACCAAGACCUACCUCCAAAGAAACGUGGUUGGAGAAAACUGGCUAAAAGAUUCAACGACACAAAGGAAGACCAACACGCCAAUUUCACUACUGAUUCGUUAAAUUCACAAUUCCAUAACGACUUUUUGUCAAAAUACAUCAAAUAA